CUUUACUCUUCUCUUCUCUGCGUCGCCAAAUCCCUUAUCCGAUCUCUUCUUCUCAGCCCCGAUAGGUUGACGUCGCCGAUCGAUCGGUGGAGUUGGCCAAUUUUGGGAGUCGAGCUUCGAUUUCGUUGAUUGGAGAUCGGAAUCGAGUUGUUUGGUUGAUUGAUUCUUAGUUCUUCUCUGGGAGAAAGUUUGGAUCUUUGUUCGUGAUGCCUUCUUCCAUGGCGACGGCGUUGUCGUACUGGUGCUACCGGUGUAGCCGCUUAGUGAGGGUGUGGCCUGAGGGCGCCAUCGUCUGCCCCGACUGCGACGGGGGUUUCCUCGAGGAGGUGGGCGCCUCCCCUCCUCCCCGCCGCCGUUUCCCCCCAGGCAGCGACGGGCCGUCUGCCGCAGCAGCUCCCAGAUCUCGUCCUUCCGCCGACCUCAGGUUUCGCCGCAACCGCCGCGGCGCUUCCGGAGACCGCUCGCCGUUCAAUCCGGUCAUCGUGCUUCGUGGCUCAUCGGGAGGAGGUGAACGUGACGUGGAUGGGGCCGCCGCUGGCGGCUUCGAGCUUUACUACGACGAGGGCACUGGAUCCGGCCUCCGCCCCUUGCCGGAAAGCAUCUCGGAUUUUCUGAUGGGAUCCGGAUUCGACCGCCUUCUCGAACAGCUCGCGCAUCUGGAGAUCAACGGCGUCGGUCGCAUCCGAGGAAACGAGCAUCCGCCGGCAUCGAAGGCCGCCAUUGAGUCGAUGCCGACUGUCGAAAUUGUCAAAGGCCAUAUCGAUAUAGACUGCCACUGCGCGAUCUGCAUGGAUGCCUUUGAGCUCGGGACCGAGGCUCGGGAGAUGCCCUGCAAACACAUCUACCACCAAGAUUGCAUCUUGCCAUGGCUUUCGCUCCGCAACUCAUGCCCUGUAUGCCGUAGCGAGAUGCCGGCGGAAGUCCCAGGACAAGCUACUACGGGGCCGGCGGCCCUAGACAAUGAACAUACUGAUGCCGCCGCUUCCCCGGCUGCAUCCGGGAACGAGGAGGAGACAGUGGGCCUAACAAUUUGGAGGCUUCCUGGUGGAGGAUUUGCAGUGGGAAGGUUCGCGGGUAGCCGGAGAACCACUGAGGAACGGGAGUUCCCUGCAGUUUACACCGAGAUGGAUGGUGGAUUCAACAACAAUGGUGCACCAAGGAGGGUCUCAUGGACCUCAGGAGGGAGAAGGUCAAGGGAGAGGGGAGGAAUUGGUCGGGCAAUUCGCAGUUUUUUCUCCUUCUUCAGGCGACCACAGAGGGUUUCUUCUCCGCGGUUGAGCUCAGAAUAUAGUAGUCCAGCAUGAACCAUGUUUAGAUAGCAAUGCAGCUCUGGCUGCUCGGUUUGAGUAUAGAAAUUUGCAGUGGUAGCUUCAUCACUGUAAAUAUAUGAAGAUGUAGAACAAUUUAGCUUUGGCCGAAUUAGCUCGAAUCCAAAUCAACUAGAUCAAUUUGUUAGAAGACUCUGGAUCUAUUCUAUUCAUCCAAGGAGUGAAUUUGAUUCA
Messenger RNA from Zingiber officinale, 1502 nucleotides. Its product is annotated as E3 ubiquitin-protein ligase RDUF2-like. Gene Ontology annotation, molecular function: ubiquitin protein ligase activity. The transcript has a single exon. Bases 207 to 1304 code for a protein of 365 amino acids. NCBI's taxonomy places the organism in Eukaryota, Viridiplantae, Streptophyta, Magnoliopsida, Zingiberales, Zingiberaceae. The record is from RefSeq and is a predicted model, not a curated record. Gene Ontology annotation, cellular component: cytoplasm. Gene Ontology annotation, biological process: protein ubiquitination.